Molecule: messenger RNA, 2123 nt
Organism: Desarmillaria tabescens
Lineage: Eukaryota; Fungi; Basidiomycota; Agaricomycetes; Agaricales; Physalacriaceae
Product: alcohol oxidase
Exons: 10
Coding region: 83-1837 (584 amino acids)
Molecular function (GO): flavin adenine dinucleotide binding; oxidoreductase activity, acting on CH-OH group of donors
Source: RefSeq, a predicted model, not a curated record
CGAUCAAGCGGCGUUUCCUUGAUCGGAAGAUACUUAAAAAGCUUUGAACACAAAUAGCCGCGGCCUCAAUCGGUGGGGAGUCAUGGACCUCUUACUUCUUUCCCUCCUUGUAUUGUGCUCAACAAGCAUACAGGCUGCAAUAUAUGAAAAACUCGAGGAGCUAGCGACUCUCGAUUUUGAUUACAUCGUUAUCGGAGGUGGGACAGCAGGAAACGUGCUUGCGAAUCGUUUGACGGAGGAACCCGCUAUUUCCGUGCUGGUCCUCGAAGCAGGUGGAUCAACAGCAGACGUGCUUCUCUCCCAAGUACCUUUCUUUUGCCCCCAAAUAACGCCUGGAACACCAUGGGAUUGGAAUUUCACCACAACUCCCCAACCUGGGUUGAACGGACGUUCGAUCUCGCUUCCUCGAGGAUAUGGAUUGGGAGGAAGUAGUUCCGUUAACUAUAUGGCGUACACCCGUGGUUCAUCACAAGAUUAUGACCGCUAUGCCCAGAUCAGUGGUGACCCUGGUUGGGGAUGGGAGGCUUUGAACCCGUACUUUAGGAAGAAUGAGCGCUUCGUUGCUCCUGCUGAUCACCACAAUACAUCCGGAGAAUACGAUCCAGCGGUUCAUAGCUUCGAUGGCAUCAACUUUGUUUCUCUUCCGGGAUACCCACGCGGUACGGACGGUCGCGUCAUUCAAGUGACAGAGGAGUUGCCUUGCGAGUUCCCGUUUAAUCUUGAUUAUAAUUCUGGAUACCAGCUGGGCAUUGGUUGGAUGACAUCAACUAUUGGUAACGGGACUCGGAGUAGCUCUCAAACUUCCUAUCUUGGGCCCCAGUACAUCGACAGACCGAACCUGCAUGUCUUGAUUCACGCCCAUGUAACACGAAUUCUUCCCUCGGAUACCAACACCAUACCAACGUUCAAUUCCGUCGAGUUCACUCAGGACAAUGGAGCAACAAUGCACACACUUGCGCCGUCAAACCUCAAAGAGAUCAUCCUCUCCGCAGGCUCCAUCGGUUCCCCGCAUAUUCUCCUCAAUUCAGGCAUUGGCGACAGCGCCGAACUUUCAGCUCUAGGAAUCCAACCCGUCCUUCACCUUCCCGACGUAGGAAAGAACUUGACCGACCACCCGCGAUACAUCAUCAACUUCUUCGUCAACAGCACAGAUACCACCGAGAAUCUUUAUUUCCGAAAUACCACUUUUCAGGUGGAGGCUCUGGCGGAGUGGGAAGCAAAUCGAACCGGGUUUUUGUCGACGAGAGCAUCGAAUCAAGCAGGGUUCCUUCGUAUUCCUCACGACACGGGUAUUGUGGAAGGAGAGCCUUGCGCGGGGAACGAGACGGCGCAUUAUGAAUUGAUCUUCUCUAACGGUCUGGCUCGACAACCUAUUCCCUCCACAGGAAACUAUUUCUCAAUCACGACUGCUGUUCUAUGCCCAUUAUCGCGUGGGAACGUGACCAUCGGCAGCACGAAUCCCCUGGAACCGCCUCUGAUCAACCCCAAUUAUUUCUCUCAUCAGCAAGACCUAGCUAUUAUGCAGUACGCUAUUGCUAGCGUGCAGAAAUUUGUCACCGCCCCGGCAUGGGGAGGUUAUAUCCUCGGCAUCGCAACAAACACCACUGAAGAUGACAUCAGAGAUGGCGUAGGCAGUAUCGACCAUUCAGCGGGUACCGCAAGCAUGUCCCCUCCCAAUGCGGAUUGGGGGGUGGUCAACCCGGAUUUGAAGGUGAAAGGCGCGAAAGGUAUAAGGAUUGUCGAUGCGUCAGUUCUUCCCUUUCUGCCAGCAGCGCAUCCUCAGGUAGCAGUUUAUGCCAUUGCUGAGAGAGCGGCGGGUCUCAUUCGAGCGGGAUAGAUAUUGAGAGGGAAAUUGUCGACGCUAGGAUAAUAGUCAUAUGGAUCAGGGGCCUGUUUCCUGGAAGGCAAAUGAAACAUAAUGCUUUAAUCUGUGUAUCAAGGACUGUCUUAAAUACUUUCCAAGUAGCUAUAGAGGUAAUUCUAAACCGUCGAAAUGGGAGAAUGGGCUGAUGGUGCAGUGUCUGGAUUGUAGAAGCACGAAAGCAGAACAUGGUAGUUGAGUCAAUAGUCUGGAGUUUCCUCAUGAUGUUAUUUAACUCAAGCUAUCUUGAACUUGAGCGCCG